Molecule: messenger RNA, 600 nt
Organism: Pistacia vera
Lineage: Eukaryota; Viridiplantae; Streptophyta; Magnoliopsida; Sapindales; Anacardiaceae
Product: salutaridine reductase-like
Exons: 2
Cellular component (GO): membrane
Molecular function (GO): oxidoreductase activity
Source: RefSeq, a predicted model, not a curated record
ACUUAUGAGACAGCUGAAGGGUGCUUAAGAACUAACUACUAUGGAACUAAGCAAGUGACAGAAGCACUUAUUCCACUUCUUCUACAGUCUGAUUCAACAAGAAUAGUGAAUGUCUCCUCAGCCUUGGGGCAGUUAAAGUUCCUCUCACAUGAAAGAGCUAACAGGGUACUCAGCGACAUAGAUAGCCUGACUGAGGAGAAAAUAGAUGAGGUGAUCAAGGAGUUCUUGGAGGACGCUAAGGAGGAUUUGCUGGAAACCAAGGGGUGGCCUAUUAAUUGCUCUGCAUAUGUAGUCUCUAAAGUUGCUGUUAAUUCCUAUACAAGAAUUUUGGCCAAGAAACUGCCUAACAUAAUCAAAAAUGCAGUUAAUCCAGGUUUUGUCAAAACAGACCUUAGCCAUAAUUAUGGGCAGUUCACUGUUGAAGAAGGUGCAACAGGACCUGCUGUGAUGCUGGCUUUAGUGCCUGACAGUCGACCAUCUGGCCUCUUUUACAAUCAGAUUGAAGUGUCAACGUUUUGAUAUGAAGCAUCAUAAGAAUGUACUAAGAGAAUUUUGAUUUCCUUUGUUGCCUAAUAUUAUUUCACUAAUCUGUGACUUUCU